This is a messenger RNA of Artibeus jamaicensis (Jamaican fruit-eating bat), 8041 nucleotides long. It is a transcript of the gene PGM2L1, whose product is annotated as phosphoglucomutase 2 like 1. The transcript has 14 exons. Lineage: Eukaryota; Metazoa; Chordata; Mammalia; Chiroptera; Phyllostomidae. The coding region runs from base 608 to 2476 and encodes 622 amino acids. Gene Ontology annotation, biological process: carbohydrate metabolic process. Gene Ontology annotation, molecular function: glucose-1,6-bisphosphate synthase activity; intramolecular phosphotransferase activity. The record is from RefSeq and is a predicted model, not a curated record.
CAGUGCGCACGCCGGGAACCUGCAGAGCGAGCGCCGAGGUGGGGCGCUCGGGGUAGCCGAUCGAGAAAAGGAGACGCGUGGGAGGGUGUGGGGACUGUAACAAACAAAUACCAGUGGCAAAAGGCUAUUUGACAAGUAAAAAGAGCCGUGCUCCGUUUCCUCACCACCGUGCCCGGUCCUAACUCCCGCUACUGCUGAGAAUUCGCCACCGCGCUCCGCUCCACUGGCUCUUCACGCCCCAACCCCCGGGCCUAAGUUAGCAGGGGCGGGGCCAGCGGCGCUGGGGCGGGGCCUAAGGUAGCCUGGGCGGCGGCGGCGGCCGUGGUCAGGAUCCAGGCAUCUGGGACUGUUGUUCUCUCCCCGCGCGACCGCCUCAGCCGUUCGCCCAGACAGAGAGACCAGUAGCUGGUGUGCCGAGGAGCGGACGGCUGCAUCCUCCUCUCUCCUGCUUCCCAGAGCUGCUGCAGUAGCUGGCACAAACAUCCUGCGGUUGGUCUCCGAUGCCCUUCACUGAGGAGGGGGCGUCGGGACCCUGGUAAGCUCACCUUAGGCCCCCGCAACUCGGCAUCUUCGUCAGCUCUCUGGUCCGCAUACCCGUCUGUCUGCCAUGGCCGAAAACGCAGGCGGGGACCUAAACUCCAAUCUGCUCCACGCCCCCUACCACACUGGAGACCCUCAGCUAGACACGGCCAUCGGGCAGUGGCUCCGCUGGGAUAAGAACCCCAAAACAAAAGAGCAAAUUGAAAAUCUGCUACGGAAUGGAAUGAACAAGGAGCUGCGAGACCGUCUUUGCUGCCGGAUGACGUUUGGGACUGCAGGCCUCCGUUCUGCUAUGGGGGCGGGGUUUUGCUAUAUCAAUGACCUUACAGUAAUACAGUCAACACAGGGGAUGUACAAAUACCUUGAGAGAUGUUUCUCAGACUUCAAGCAGAGGGGCUUUGUCGUGGGGUAUGAUACCCGGGGGCAAGUAACUAGCAGCUGCAGCAGCCAGAGCCUCGCUAAACUCACUGCUGCAGUCUUACUGGCCAAAGAUGUUCCUGUGUACCUUUUUUCAAGAUACGUUCCUACACCUUUUGUACCGUACGCAGUCCAGGAGCUCAAAGCAGUUGCAGGGGUGAUGAUUACAGCUUCUCACAACCGCAAAGAAGACAAUGGAUACAAGGUUUAUUGGGAAACAGGUGCUCAGAUCACGUCUCCUCAUGACAAAGAAAUCCUGAAAUGCAUAGAAGAAUGCGUGGAGCCCUGGAAUGGCUCUUGGAAUGAUAAUUUAGUGGAUACCAGCCCACUGAAGAGAGAUCCUCUGCAGGACAUUUGUAGGAGAUACAUGGAAGAUCUGAAAAAGAUAUGUUUUUACAGGGAAUUAAACUCAAAGACCACCUUGAAAUUUGUACAUACGUCUUUCCAUGGGGUCGGACAUGAUUAUGUGCAGUUGGCUUUUCAAGUGUUUGGUUUUAAGCCUCCAAUUCCGGUGCCAGAACAGAAAGACCCGGAUCCAGACUUCUCCACCGUUAAAUGCCCCAAUCCUGAAGAGGGGGAAUCUGUGCUGGAGCUUUCUCUGAGACUGGCAGAGAAAGAAAAUGCCCGGAUCGUGGUGGCCACGGAUCCUGAUGCAGACCGACUGGCAGUGGCAGAACUUCAGGAGAAUGGUCAUUGGAAGGUUUUCACAGGGAAUGAGUUGGCAGCUCUGUUUGGGUGGUGGAUGUUUGAUUGUUGGAAGAAAAACAAAUCACAAAAUGCCGAUGUGAAGAACGUUUGCAUGUUGGCCACCACAGUCUCCUCCAAAAUCUUGAAGGCCAUUGCACUUAAAGAAGGAUUUCAUUUUGAAGAAACAUUACCAGGUUUUAAAUGGAUUGGAAGUAGGAUAAAAGACCUCCUGGAAAAUGGGAAAGAAGUCCUUUUUGCAUUUGAAGAGUCUAUUGGUUUUCUGUGUGGAACUGCGGUUCUGGACAAAGAUGGGGUGAGUGCGGCCGUUGUUGUUGCUGAGAUGGCAUCUUACCUGGAAACCAUGAAUGUGACGUUGAAUCAGCAACUUAUUAAAGUUUAUGAAAAGUAUGGUCAUCACAUUUCAAAAACUUCAUAUUUCUUGUGUUAUGAUCCAACUACUAUCAAAAGUAUAUUUGAAAGGCUUCGCAAUUUUGAUUCACCAAAAGAAUAUCCAAAAUUUUGUGGGACAUUUGCUAUAUUGCAUGUACGAGACAUUACCACUGGAUAUGACAGCAGCCAGCCUAAUAAGAAAUCAGUGCUACCUGUGAGUAAAAACAGCCAGAUGAUUACAUUUACUUUUCAAAAUGGCUGUGUUGCUACUCUUCGGACAAGCGGGACAGAACCGAAGAUAAAGUAUUACGCAGAGAUGUGCGCAUUGCCUGAGCAGAGUGACACCACCUUACUAGAAGAGGAAUUGAAGAAACUCAUUGAAGCUUUGAUUGAGAAUUUUCUCGAGCCCAGUAAAAAUGGACUGAUCUGGCGUUCAGUGUAGUGGACGUGGGCCUGCCGUUCCUCUGUGCUGGCGGACGGGCCGACCGGGACUCCGUGUGCUGAGUUCGGGUUAGCGUUCUCCCUUUUUCUCAUCUGGCCAAGUGUCUGUCCACUUUUUUUUUCUUUUCUUUCUCUUUGGUUGGUUGAUUAAACAAAAGGUAUAACUUUGAUUAUACCAUGAAGUGGUCUGGAGAGAAAAUGAUUCAAAUUUUUUCAUAUUCUUGAACAAAAGUAUUACAUUAAAAGUAUUAUAAUAACACAUUCUUCCUUUAACAGAAACAAAACAGUGCACAAGUGAGUUCUCUUGUUCGAGUGUGAUUAAGUAAGCUUAGUUCCAUGUUCUUGUGAUUGCGUAUAGCAUGGAUUUUUUAAAAAUAGGCAGUUAUAUAAGUGUAGGAUUAAAGAAAUGAUCUCAUAAAAUUGGCAAGAAAACGGCACUUACUCUCAGAACACUGUGGGGAAAGUGUCAGUGUUACAUCAUAGGUAUUGACUUACAAAUUAGAGUAUCUGAAAUAGGGUACUUAGCAUUUCUAGCUCAGAACAGAUGUUACAGUUGUGGUUCGUAGCUCUUCUGUGUCAGGUGCUGUUGGUGCGGUGUAAGUUUGUCCUGUGUAUUUGCAAUUCCAGUGUGUAAUGAACAUAAAACAACAGCGGCAACACUCCUAGAAGCUUGUUCUUGUCCGACUUCUCAGUGCCUUCUCAGGGGAUGGCGUGAGCUGAAGUGGUGUUCCCGCGCUGAAUCGCAUGUAAUCAGUUCAUUCUCGGACAGUUAAGGAAAAUCUUCCACACUGUGUAGGUGCUUUCCCUCCCUAUUAAAAAGGUUUGCUGACUUUAAAAUCUUAUGAAUGUAUAUAAAAAUCUUAAUAAAAGUAGGCUCAGUGUAAGUGUAGUUAGGCAUCUUCAUGUUAGAAUUAAGGGGUCAGUUAUCACAGCCUUUGAGUAAAGAAAAAAUCUGAGCUGAGACAGCUGUGAAUAUAUUGAAAAGCCUAACUUCUGAGUUAAUUUUUGUAAGUAGAUUUAUUCCUUUAACAGAUGAAGUAAUGCUAAUUUUACUAAGAAAUAAAACAUUCAAUAAUAUGAAACACUAAAACUACCGUCCAGUUUAUCCUACUAUCUUGCUGGCUUCCGUAGAAUUUCCGAUGACAGGAGUAACUAUUUACCACGGAAGGGCACUGGUCGAUUCUGCAGUCUUCUGAAAAGGGCAGCGGAGGACUCCGCUUAGUCUCCUUGGAGUGUAUCCUGUUGGGCAUAUAGCUCACGGGACACUUACACACAGUGUAAGUGGUACAGUGAAGAGGUAACAAUAACGAGGCCUUGAGCAUAACUGUCUGAACAAAUUGCCUGUGGACGAUGACUGCUGAAAAUGUAUUUCCUACCAAAGUUUCCUAAAAAAAAUGGUGAUACAGAAAUUGAAUUGGUCAACAUACUUAUUAAAUCAUGGUUUGGUUUGGUGUAGCUACUGGCUAACAUUUGGUUCAACCCACCUAAUCCAUAUAUAAUGUUCAAAUUAUUGUAUUGCCACUAUUGUUGAUUUGUUCCUUUCUUAUAGACGGGUCUUGUGUGACUAUAGAUAAUAGACAACUAGCAAGCUAAAUGUAGGUCACUGUAUUUCUAAAUGAAUUUGUUUUCAAAGGCUUUGCACUCGAUCAAAUGUGUAGAAUUUUUUUUGCUUUAUUUGCCUUUAUGAAUGUAGACUGUAAUUUAGGAAAUGGCCUGUACUCUACAAAGUGUUAUGAGCAAUGCUAUAUAUAUAUAUAUAUAUGGAAAAUAUGUAUAUUUGGUUUCAAUGUCUGUUUUUCAUUGACUGAAGGACAAAGUGGAGCUAAAAUGAUACAAUAGCACAUUUGUAAUCCCUAAAGCCAUGUUAUGAUUGUCAUUCUAUUAUAAAGAGAACAGUUUUAUUGGAGAGCUUUAAUAUAAUGCAACAUCUAAGUUGUCUUAAUCAAAGUGAAAAACUAUUAAAGCUUGGAUCCUUAUCUCAAAAAUUGAAAAAUCCGAAGUUGAAAUUAACAAAAUUAUACAAGUGUUCCUGUGGUGUAUAGAGGGAAUUAUUUGAUUCUAGCCAAGCUCUCCAGUCUGGCUGAGUGUGAUAUUUAACAUGACCUCGAUGUAGUGGGUGGACACUUGCCCAACAGGAUAAUUCAGGAGCCCGAGCCAACCAGGGUGAACAGAAGUGCUGGCCAGUAGGUCUGAGCCUGGGGCUGCGCAGUGUUUGCUUUUUUCAUUAUAAGCAAUGUCAUGGAAAUUGAUGCAUUCUCACUGAGUGUGCAGAUCAAAACUGGGAUUCUCGAGAGCGGUGAGGCCAGAUUAAAGUAUGGGUUGGAAAUAAACAGGAGAAAUAAGCAAACAAUAGAAAGGUCAGUAAGGUGGCAGGGAAAUGCUUUUUGUCAAGGGCAAACUUACCACCCUAAAAACAGAGAAUAAGCUGUGGAUAAGUGGUUUACCUGUGUGUUUGUUGUGACAAUGAGUGAUUAGGGAACCUUUUGUUUUCUUUUAUUAGUGACCACUAAAGAGGCCAAGUUGUAAGACCCCUCUUACCGAUUCAGUUUCUGGGAUGUUGUUGUUUCUUAGGAUCCUAUGGGACUGGGUAGGGGAUGUAGCCCAAAUAAAAAGGAAUAAAAUAUAGACGGAAAAUAAAGCGUCUGAGUAAAAAAAGAUAAAAAAAUUAAGAUUAUUUAACUCUGGAGAGGAGAAAGCUAUUGAAAUAGUUUAAUUAAUCUUAAGUUAUUGAGUCAUUUACUGAACAACUUAAAUUAAGAAGUAAUAUGAUAAGACUGUUCUCCAUCUCCAGCAAGGAUAAAAUAGGAGGGAAUGAGGAACUUUAAAGAGAAAAAAGGCAGCAUGUGUAGUUCAAGAUUUAAAAACUUGGACAGGAAUCAUUAUGAAGCCUUCUAUUUGAAUUUUUUAUUUUUAAAUGAAUAAAAAAUUAAAAAGUAAAGGAUAUACUAAAUGGCUUUUACAGAUUUCUUCUAAACCUUUUUUUUUUAACUCAGGUUGGUGCAAAGAUGUCAAAGAGCACUGGAAGUAACAUUUGAAUCUCACUCCAUAUCUGUAGGAAUUUAGCUCACAAGAGAGCAUUUUUUAAAAUAUGUUGAGUAGUAGAUGCAUGAGUGCAGUGAGUAAAGGCCUGCUUAGAUGUUAUUUUUAAUUUAAUCUGGUAAAUUGAGACUUGAACACAGUGUUGUUCAUCUUGAAGAAUGUACAGCAUCAUAGAAUAUUUGAGGGGUUUGUUUUAAAUAUAGACUAUUGUUAUUUGGAUGUAGUAACUUCAGCAGACAGUUUUCUAAGAAAUUGGAUACUUUGGAAUAUCUUUAUAUAGGAACUCGAACUCCUGUUUCUUAAAAAGAUUGCUCAGCUGGAGUUUAAUGGAGAAAUUGUUCUUGAGCUGCUGUAUUGGUUUUUCUUUCAGAUCUUUUCCAUUGUCGUUUGUGAUGCUUGAAAAAUCCAAAUUCAGCUUGGAUAAGUUUAAUUUCAUGCCCUUUUUCUCUACCUCCCUCCUUCCCCUUGUGCCCUCCCACAUUUUGUUACUGUGAAAUGCUAUUGCCCUGUUACCUCGCUGAUCACUCCUAACUGUAUCCUCCAGAAUGCUGUAAGCUUAUUCAUAAACUAAGUUGGUUUGUGGACUUCUGGGUAUUUUGUUAUUGUGAGAAUAAGACAUUGUAAGAAGUAAUUUUAAAUCUGUUUCAUAAUUUCGUGUGGUCUGUCUGGAUACUAUGUGUUCAUUUAUUAUGGCCUUUUACAAUUCACUUGUUUUCUGAGAUUGCUCCAAAAACUGAUGAGGAGAGAAACGUACUAAUCAAAAUGAAUGGUCGAUUGAUCUAGCAUUUUCUUUUCAGUUUCUUUGUACUUUGGGCAACCAAAGCACAAGAUUUGAGGAACUGUUUUUUUGUAUUUGUGCCUCAGAGCAUCUUACUGUAGCUGUAAGGGGUCUGAGUAGAAAGAAGAGACCGCCCACUGUCUCAGUGCACAGCAGGACUUCCGUUCCAGUCAGAAACAAAGUCAGCGUUGGCCUGUGGUUGCUUUAACUUGUUCAUCAUCCUGUUAUAUCCAUUAAGCCAUCUUUUAUCUUUAUUAAUUAAAGACUAUGCAUUUAAAAAAGAGAACAUACAAGAAUGAGUGAAGCAACCAAGAUAAGGGCAAAGUGACAUGGCUGAAGUUUGCCUCUCAGAUUUUUCCACCAGUGUGUCCCCAAAGCAGCAUGUGUAGGGGAGGGGCCUGAGAGCAAAGCCAGACGCAGCCUACCACUCACGAAAUGCCAUGUUACGUCUCAACAAUGUAGGUGAAGUUUGCGUUCUCCAGAAUAAGACUGUGUUGAUAUAAAAGUGAUUCCUUCAAUAGCCACCAAAACUGCUGCUGCCCGAAAGGAGCACCGUGCUCAACACGUGGCCUCCCUUUUCUCCCCCAGCCCCCGCUGAUCGCUGCAGGUCCCUGGGCGCAGGCGCCCUGACUCCAGUGUGAGAAACAGAAGCACAGAACAUAACCGGGAUGUUCCCCGCCCUUUAGAAGCUGCCCUUUGAAAGUAUGAAUGCCAAUUUAAACUGACCUGAAACCAUUAUGUUACCAUUGAACCUUACAAUAUAGUUGAGGUAUGGGCCAGUCUGUUCUCUUUAAUUUAUUGCCAUUCCUUGACCAAGAUCCUUCUUGACUAUCAGCUUCCUUUAUUAUUUUCUCAUAUCCACCCAGCUAGUACAGUAGCUGGUAUAGAGUGCUUAGUUGAUGAUGAUGGUAAUUAAGGGAUUUUAUUUUAAAGAAGCAAAGCAUUUAAGAACAGUCAGAAAUAUAAUUUUCUAGUUCAGCCUUUUGAAACAAUUCUCAUUACUGAAAAUAAGUAAUGUUUAUCAAGCACACAUGCCCUUAAAUACUCAGUUUCUUUAGAGAAAGAAAUUUUCUAUUUGGAAAUUAUGUGUUAUGCCUAGUAUUUUACAUCCGAAGCAAGGCAUUGGCUAAGAGGCUAAGAAGUGUCUGUGAAGGCUUAACAGCACUAAUGUAAGUGCCAUUUGGAGCCCACCAGUGCUACCUUCCAAGUGAGUCAUGACUGACUUGAUACCAUUUGGUACGUUGUCGUUCAGCCUUAUGAUUCAGCAUGUGUCUUACAGGAGCCAGUCAAGUAAGGAUCUGCAUCUGUACGUGGUGAGGCCUUCGUCUCAGAGGCUAAAAUGAACUCUGUGUGUACAUUAUUGAAUAUGCCAGAGGAAAUGUGUGCAGUUAAGAAUUCACUUGUUUUCCUGACUGUGUAGCAGCAGUUCAAAUUUGUGCCCUUGUUUUAACAGUUGCUGUAUCUUCCCAUUUUUCCCUAAGAAAACACCAGGGUGUAUCAUAAAUACUGCCUGUGAGAAUUUGCACUUUAAGUAUUUGUGUGUGGAUUUCUUGUGGUUUUGGCCAAAUGAAAUGUUAUCAGUAAUAAACAGGUCUCUUCAUAAGCAUGAAUUUCUGUGUAAUUUUUAUAUCUUAGACACUGUGUAGUUCAUAAAGUUUGCUAUCCAGACCGAAUACGUUGUUGAAAUGUAUGUGUGGCAUACCCUAGAAUCUACACUGAGCCUAAAUAAAUAUUGUAGCUCAUUAUUCA